AUGUCGACUUCGCUAUUUCCUGCACCAGUUCCACGACGCAAGUACCCUGUGGAAUUUAAAGCUGGCAAACUUAAGCGAGAGGGAACAUCGAAUACAUUAAAAGCGGACGAGAGGAAAGGUUUUUUUCCUGUACUCCUUACAAAGGGCGAUGACUCAUUGAUGCAUUUUUAUUGGAAAGACAGAAAAACUGGAACUGUGGAAGAUGAUUUAAUAGUGUUCCCUGAAGAAGCAGAAUUUAUUCGUGUAGAACAAUGUACCACUGGUCGAGUUUAUUUACUCAAUUUUAAAUCAUCAUCUCAAAAAUUGUUCUUUUGGAUGCAAGAUGCAAAAGAUGAUAAAGAUGAAGAGAAUGUUAAUAAGGUGAAUAGAUUGCUUAAUGGAUUGACUGAAAGUAGGCAACAAGGUACUAGUAGCACUGGUCCACUGGGUAGCCCUUUUCGUACAAUGGAUGACUUAUCCGGAUUUGAAGUGGAUCAGGAACAGAUAUUGCAAUUACUUCAGGGACAUAGUGCCUUCGGUGGAAGCUUGCCCAUCACAUCUACUACACCCGCUAGUGAACCACAAUCGACCACAGCUGCAACUUCAGAGGCUGGCUCUGGGGCACAAACAUCUGAAAACAUGCUUACUCCUGAGCAGCUAGGUAAUCUGAGAAAUAUUUUGUCCGAAAUACAGGUUCCAGAAGGUGUAAACCAACAGUCUGAUGUGAAUCUUAUUGAUGUUAUCACACCCUCUUAUAUCAGCCCAUUAUUAAACGACCCUGAAAUAGCAACACCUGAGGAAUUACGAGAAGUUAUUCAAAGCCCACAAUUUGCUCAAGUAGACUAUCCUUUAAUAAUUGUGGCGGCUAAAGCUGAAAUUUUAAUAAGUUUUUUUCGUGUCAUGUUACAGGAAGAUAAA
Molecule: messenger RNA, 897 nt
Organism: Racocetra persica
Lineage: Eukaryota; Fungi; Glomeromycota; Glomeromycetes; Diversisporales; Gigasporaceae
Source: the annotation of a GenBank genome assembly